UUCCAGGAGACUUGGGCAAUCAGUUGGAAGCAAAGUUAGAUAAACCAUCAGUAGUGCACUAUCUCUGCUCUAAGAAGACAGACAGUUAUUUUACACUGUGGCUGAAUUUAGAAUUGCUUCUUCCUGUCAUCAUUGACUGCUGGAUUGAUAAUAUCAGGCUUGUAUACAAUCGAACAAGUAAGAUUACAGAACCACCAGAUGGGGUGGAUAUCAGAGUCCCAGGUUUUGGGCAGACAUUUUCUUUGGAGUUCCUUGACCCAAGUAAAAGAAGCGUUGGCAGUUACUUUUAUAUGCUGGUGCAGAGUUUAGUAGACUGGGGCUAUAAACGUGACGAAGAUGUCAGAGGAGCACCUUAUGACUGGCGAAAGGCACCAAAUGAGAACAGAGACUAUUUUGUGGCUCUUCGCAAGAUGAUAGAGUUAAUGUAUGAGCAGUAUGGAAGUCCGGUUGUUUUAAUCGCUCACAGUAUGGGUAAUAUGUACACCCUCUACUUCCUCAACAAUCAGACUCAAGAUUGGAAAGACAAGUACAUAAAGGAUUAUGUGUCAUUAGGCGCUCCAUGGGGAGGAGUGGCUAAAACUCUCCGUGUGCUGGCUUCAGGUGACAACAACAGAAUACCUGUUAUCAGUUCACUCAAGAUCAGAGACCAGCAAAGAUCAGCGGUUUCCACAAAUUGGAUGCUCCCGUACAACUACACAUGGCCUUCAGAUAAGGUCUUUGUAAGAACACCUACAGCUAACUACACUCUUAGAGAUUACCAGAAAUUCUACAGGGACAUCAAUUUUGAAGAUGGCUGGCUCAUGAGACAAGACACUGAACCCUUGGUCUACCAGAUGACACCACCUGGUGUGCGCAUACACUGUCUUUAUGGUACUGGCGUGGAAACACCGGAUUCCUUCCAUUAUGAAAGUUUUCCAGACAAAGAACCCAAGAUCUUUUACAGCGAUGGGGAUGGUACAGUAAACUUACAGAGUGCCUUGCAAUGUCAAAAGUGGGUGAAUAUGCAAAAACAGAAAGUGGUGGUAUUUGAGCUUUCAGGAAAUGAGCAUAUUCAAAUGCUGUCCAAUGAUACUACUAUCUCCUAUGUGAAAAAGCUGCUUUUUGAUUUGUGAUACCUUGUGUUAUUUUCCUCACCUGUGAUGCCUUCCCUUAAAUAUGGGGAAAAUGCCUUUUAAUCUCUUG
Nestor notabilis (Kea) is the source of this 1182-nucleotide messenger RNA. It is a transcript of the gene PLA2G15, whose product is annotated as phospholipase A2, group XV. The record is from RefSeq and is a predicted model, not a curated record. The annotation marks the transcript as partial. Lineage: Eukaryota; Metazoa; Chordata; Aves; Psittaciformes; Psittacidae. Gene Ontology annotation, cellular component: lysosome. The transcript has 5 exons. Gene Ontology annotation, biological process: phosphatidylcholine metabolic process; ceramide metabolic process.